Molecule: messenger RNA, 2671 nt
Organism: Callorhinchus milii (elephant shark)
Lineage: Eukaryota; Metazoa; Chordata; Chondrichthyes; Chimaeriformes; Callorhinchidae
Product: transgelin
Exons: 5
Coding region: 65-664 (199 amino acids)
Molecular function (GO): protein binding
Source: RefSeq, a predicted model, not a curated record
UCGACAAGCCACAGCAGGAUAUCUCUCAGCCUCUGGAGGAAAACGGUCUACUUCACUGCUAACCAUGGCUAACGCGGGACCAUCUUAUGGACUAAGCAGGGACGUGCGAAACAGGAUUGAGAAGAAAUAUGAACCGGAACUGGAGGAAAAGCUAGUGGAGUGGAUCAUCGCUCAAUUGGACAAUACCGUGGGAAGGCCAGAGCAGGGAAGAUAUGGCUUCCAGGCUUGGCUUAAAGAUGGCACAAUUUUGGGCAAACUGAUCAACAGUCUGUACAGCGAUGAAUCGAAGCCCAUCAAGAAGGUCGAGAACUCGCAGAAGGCUUUCAAGCAGAUGGAGCUGGUGUCACAGUUUCUGAAGGCGGCCGAGACUUACGGCAUCAACAAAACCGACAUCUUCCAGACUGUGGACUUGUGGGAAGGAAAGGAUCUCGCCGCUGUCCAAAGGACCAUCUUGGCCCUGGGUAAUCUCGCCGUGACAAAGAGCGAUGGGCAUUUCCAUGGUGAUCCAAGCUGCUUUGUCAAGAAAGCCCAGGAGAACAAGCGUGAAUUCACCGCAGACCAACUGAGCCAGGGCAAGAACAUCAUUGGCCUACAGAUGGGGAGCAAUCAGGGAGCCUCCCAGUCAGGAAUGAGCUACGGAAAACCUAGACAGAUCAUCGGCUAAAGUCACUCUCCCCUCCGACCCACCACCCUGUUAAAACGUGCGCUUUCGCCACAGUAACAAUAAGCGACCCCACCAAAAAAAACAGUUAACACUAGAAAAAUCUUCAUUGGCCCUAACUAACUGUGAUCAUAGUCAUUUAUUUAUUAUGUGGCACUUAGGAGAGCAAUGUAAUGUGUCCAUCGGCAUCUUUUACUGGUCAGUUUUUUCUUUGCGCCAGCUCCCUUCCCCCUCCCCCCUGUUGGCUAUAAUUUUCCACCAGACCAAAAUGGGGCCUGUGUCAUAAUUCCUCCGUAAAAUAAUUCCAUGCCCAACCCCCCUCCCCAACGUUGUGAAUGUUUGAGAGUAGAACUGCUCUGUCUCUGUCUCCAUUGCUGAUCUCUCCUGUAAUAGAGCUGUUUAAAACCACCAUUGUUUUUAAGUGUCAGUGCAUAGUGAUGGACACCUUUCAAAUGGACCCAGACUUUCUCAUUCCUAGUUUGUACGCAGCGGUGUGACCCGUGCUGCUCAACUUCCAGUCGUUCACUGGACUCGGACCUCCCUUUAUCUCCACGUCGCAUUGCACUGUCACUAGAACCCCAAGACCAACCACCCAACCCCUCGGCCUCCGCCUCCUCUUUCCUCAGCCCCUCAACUCCUACCCCGCCCGCCUCUCGACGCUGUUUCUGUGAAGUGCGUUGAGACAUCCUCCCGGCUCUAUAUGAAUGUAAAAUAUAAUUAUUCCACUUGCUGCAGGUGUCUCCUCACAGCCUGACAACAGCCCAAUGCUCACAAGCUCCGUUAGUUAGAUUUACUGCAACGCUGUUGACAUUCCGAGUUCCUUUGUCACCACAUGUUGCAUUAGAGACAUUUAAAAAGACCCUCAAAACUCUCCCCUCCGACCAAUACAAUGGCUCAGCUUUGGGGUGACAUUGGGGGUGAGAUUUUGGGGGAAAAUGGGGAGGAAAAGAGCUUUACAACCCGUUUCCCGUUUCACAGAUAGACCCGCUGAUCAGCUCUCGAACAAACAGCUGAGUUUUUUAAAAAAAGAUUAUUUUAAGAUGAAAGGGCUCGAUUCAAACAAAUUAAAAUUCCGAUGCUUAAAAAAAGGAAAGCGGUUUCCAAAAGAGUCCGAGCAAAACCUCUGGUCCUCAUCCUUUGUUGUCGGAAAUUAAUAAGUAAGUUCAGAAAUAGCAUGUAUCAAAAACUGCUAUUAAACAGUGGCUUUCAAUCCUGCGACUGAAACCGCGCUGAGCAGGUGACUGUUUUUACCUAUGUGAAGCCGUUUUCUGGGUGAAUGGUUCUGAGUAAUGAGACUUUAUUCCUUAUGGUUUCCGCUAAGUUUAGGCGUUUGUGGGAUCUUGAUGUCACUCAAAAUUGGCUGAAAUCCCUAUUCAGUACACACUUGACAGCAACUCCUUGCAAAUGUUUGCAAAUCCCUUCAUGCCCUUCUUCUCUCACCCACAAUCCGCUGACUGGCCCCGGCCUCCUGCAUGUCCCUCGUGCCCUCCGUUCCACCAUCAGUGGCCGCGCUUUCAGCCACUGCGCCCCGACACUCUGUCACUCUCUCCCUCUAUCCCUCUGCCUUGCCCCUUCCUUCCCCAUCUUCAGGACGCGUUGGAAGACCUUCCUCUUUGGCUGUGCCUGUGGUCACUUCCCCUUCCCCUCCGGCUCGACAUCGUGCUCCGCCACUGUCAAGCGCUCUGGGACGCUACCCUGCAUGAGUGAGAGGGCGCUGUGUAUUUACAAGUUGCUGUUGAACGCUUUGACCCCACAACCGGUGGUUCAAUCGCAAGGGAUUGGUAUGAAGUUGCCUUGGUGCAGAAGUCGCUCGCGGCCAAGACCAUUUUGAAAAAAACGGAUCCCAUCGGGGAGAGAAUUCCUGCUUUCUGUCAAACGUGCUGUAUAUUAGUUCUUUGUAAAAAAAAACAUUUUGAAUUAAUUUUAGCCCUACGUUUUUGUACUUUUUUUUUGUCUUUUUUUGGUCAAUUUGAAACCAUGCGACGUAAAUAAAAUUUUGAGAUGGAGGAA